UUGCCGGCUUGCUGCAGCUCAAAUUUCCAAACUCUUAGAGCCAUAACUGCCUGGUUAUGAAUUAUGAUCAUGGGGAAGAUUUUUCUCAUCGCUAUUGUUACCAUGUUAUGCUUAUGCAUGCCAUGGCUCGCCUCAGCUUAUUCCUCCAACCUUACUGAUCAAUCCGCUCUUCUAGCCUUCAAAGCCCGGACCUUGAUGUUUGAUCCACACAACCUCUUGGCUGAUAAUUGGACUACCAACUCCUCCUUCUGUGAUUGGAUAGGUGUUUCUUGCAGCCACCGCAGACAAAGAGUCACCGCCUUAAAACUUGCCAACAUGGGCAUCGGAGGCGUCAUUGAGCCACGUCUCUGCAACCUCUCCUUCCUCGCAGAACUUGACCUCAGAAACAAUAGUUUCCAUGGACACUUGCCAUAUGCACUUGGCAAGUUGGCUCGACUGAGACGAAUCGACUUGUCAUGGAAUCAGUUGGAUGGAAUGAUUCCACCCAGCUUAUCAAACUGCCGGAAGCUUGAAGAAAUUUCACUCUCAGUCAACCAGUUAACUGGUGGUAUCCCAAGAGAGAUUGGAAUGUUGAGUAAUCUUCGUUUAUUAGCUGUCACAAAUUGUAGUCUCAAUGGCACCAUCCCACCUUCCAUCGGCAAUUUAUCCUCGCUACAGGUGCUUGCAUUUCAGACCAACAAUUUACAAGGAAGUAUUCCGAGGGAGAUUGGAGGUCUUCAUAACUUGCAGGAAUUAUUUCUGAAUCAUAACCAACUAACGGGUACUAUUCCUUCUACCAUAUUGAACAUCUCUACUCUGCAGUAUUUGGUUCUCACAAACAACAGCAUCUCUGGUAGUCUUCCGAUGAAUAUUGGGUAUGGCCUUCCGAACCUUAGAGGCCUUUAUCUUAGUAUGAAUCAAUUCAGCGGCCAGAUUCCAUCUAGUUUAGGGCAGUGUGGAAGGCUUGAAGAUCUAGCAUUGUAUGUCAACAAGUUCACUGGCAGCCUGCCCGGAGAAAUUGGGAACCUGUCAAACCUAAGGCGCCUAGCUGUCUUCAAAAAUUUGUUGGCAGGUACUAUUCCUUCGUCUAUAGGUAACCUUUCAAAUUUGAUGACGAUUGACUUGGGUGAAAACUACAUAAUUGGGGAAAUUCCACGAGAACUUGGUUAUCUACAAAAUCUCCAAUUCUUGAACUUUGAAGGGAAUAAUCUCACUGGGUCAAUACCAGAAGAGAUUUUUAACAUUUCAACUCUUAGAUUGCUUGCCCUAAAUGCUAACCGUCUUUCUGGGCAUCUUCCUUCAAACAUGGGACAUGUGCUUCAUCAACUUGAAGAAUUGGGCCUUAGUAAUAACAGCCUCACUGGGCCAAUACCUGAUUCAAUCUCCAAUGCUACCCAAUUAACUUUUUUGGACCUGGGUUGGAACUCCUUUAAGGGACCAGUGCCCACAUCGUUGGGGAAUCUACAACAACUCCGAGUUCUCAACUUGGUGCGUAACCAACUAACUAGUCAACCAGACACUCCGGAACUCGUUUUUCUCACCUCACUAACAAAUUGUAGGUCCUUAGAAUUUUUGAACAUAGGGUUCAAUUGGUUGAAUGGUAUCCUUCCAGAUUCUGUUGGGAAUUUAUCAGCUUCUCUUAACAUAUUUGCGGGAGAUGAGUGCCAAAUUAGGGGAAGUAUUCCCGCAGGGAUUGGGAACUUGAGCAAUUUAAUCACUUUACAUUUUCCUGGAAACAACAUUGGUGGGACCAUCCCGUCAACAAUACAAGGGUUAAAAAAGCUUCAGAGGUUAUACCUUGACGCAAACAAUCUGCAAGGAUCCAUACCAAACGAGAUCUGUAAUUUGACACAAUUAGGAGAACUGAGUCUUUCCAAAAAUAAGUUGUUUGGACAAAUACCAAAAUGCAUAGGGAAUCUCCGUCAGCUACAACAGCUCUUCAUGUCAUCCAAUAUGUUAACAUCUCCAAUACCUUUAAGUCUAUGGACUAUUCCAAAUCUCUUAUAUUUGAUCUUGUCAAAUAAUUCUUUGCAUGAGAGCCUACCUACAGCGGUGGGAAACUUGAAGACUUUAGUGCAAUUAGAUACAUCCGGGAAUCAGUUAUUUGGUAGCAUUCCAGGUACCAUUGGUGACCUCCAAACGCUAAAUUAUUUGAGCUUGUCACGAAAUUCAUUCCAAGGCCCUAUUCCAGAAACAUUGGGCAAGUUGUUGAGUUUGGAAAAUCUGGAUCUUUCUUUUAAUGAUCUAUCAGGCAACAUUCCCAAGCCGAUGGUGAAACUUCUGUUUCUCAGAUUUUUGAAUCUAUCACAUAAUAGGCUUGAAGGAGAAAUUCCAAGUGAAGGGCCCUUUGCAAACUUCACGGCAGAAUCAUUCCUGGCAAAUAAAGCACUUUGUGGCUCAUCAAAAUUUGGAGUCCCAACCUGUACCAUUUAUUCUGCAAAGGGAAAGACAAAAUUGCAUCUGCUUAAAUUUGUUCUUCUCACCAUUGUUUCCUCUGCAGUCAUUUUUGCUCUCUUGUUUCUGCUACUAAAACGUCGAAUGGGGAAGAAGAAUAUUCCCCAAAGUGUCGAUUCAUUGCAUGCAAUAGAGCAUAGAAUGGUUUCCUACUAUGAGCUACUUCAAGCAACAAACAACUUCCAUCAUGAAAACCUACUUGGAACAGGGAGUUUCAGUUCAGUAUACAAAGCUACAUUGUCUGAUGGAAUCAUUGUUGCUGUGAAAGUUUUGGAUCUGCAACAUGAAGGGGCAAUUAAGAGUUUUGAUGCAGAAUGUCAGGUGUUACGUAAUGUUCGUCAUAGAAACCUAGUCAAAAUAAUCAGCAGUUGCUCCAAUCUUGAUUUUAGAGCUUUGAUAAUGCAAUAUAUGCCACAGGGGAGCCUUGAAAGAUGGCUAUAUAGCCAUAUCUAUUUCUUGAAUCUCCUUCAGAGAAUAAACAUCAUGAUCGACGUUGCCUUAGCACUGGAGUAUCUACAUCAAAACCAAUCAGAGCCCGUGGUUCAUUGUGAUCUGAAGCCCAGUAAUGUCCUCCUCGAUGAAGACAUGAUAGCUCAUGUGGGUGACUUUGGCAUUGCAAAGGUAUUAAGUGCAAAUAAAUCUGUAGCACAAACCAAGACCCUGGGCAGCAUAGGGUACAUUGCACCUGAAUAUGGGUCUGAAGGAAGAGUUUCAACAAGCUGUGAUGUUUAUAGCUACGGGAUCAUGUUGAUGGAGACAUUUACAGGAAAGAAGCCUACAGAUGAAAUGUUUGUUGGAGAAUUAAGCCUAAGAAAAUGGGUACAAAUGUCUCUCCCAAAUGAAGUAAUGGAAGUCAUGGACAAAAAUCUUGUUAGCAGAGAAGAAAAUAAUGAUUCACCUAUGAGACAACGAAGUUUUGUAGCCAUUAUGGAAAUAAGUCUAGAUUGUUCAAGAGAAUUGCCUGAAGAGAGGCUUACCAUGAAAGAAGUUGCUGCAAAACUUGAUAAGAUCAGAAAGCAGUUUUUGGAGACUUCAAACAUUGAUGAGGCAUGUAACAACACUUAAAGUGUGAGUAUUAGUUACCACUUGGUUUAUGAUCAUCACUUUUGUAACACAUUGAAUAUUAAGUUUCACUUUGUGUGCUGUGUUAGAAAUAAAGUUGCUAAUAUGGCAGCAUCACAAGGUUAGGCAAAUGUAUAUCUAGUUGGUGACUUGGUGUAUUAUGCAAUGAUGUUAGGUUGCUUGAGUUGUCUGUUUAUAUUUAGAGAUUAGGUUUUUGGUUUCUUUGUGUCUAAUUGUUGUGGCUCUUUCUGUUUUGCUUGGUCUGUUGUUUUACAUUGGUUGU
This is a messenger RNA of Nelumbo nucifera (sacred lotus), 3778 nucleotides long. RefSeq lists its product as uncharacterized. The record is from RefSeq and is a predicted model, not a curated record. Gene Ontology annotation, molecular function: ATP binding; protein binding; protein kinase activity. Gene Ontology annotation, biological process: protein phosphorylation. NCBI's taxonomy places the organism in Eukaryota, Viridiplantae, Streptophyta, Magnoliopsida, Proteales, Nelumbonaceae.